AUGCCUCAGGAGUUGGGUCGCUUCCUGAGGCGUCAUGGUCAACCAACCUGCUCCCGUUCCCGGCCUGAGGAGGAUGCUCCAGAUGAGCAACACGGGUCCUUCCUUGACAUGCAGGGUGCAGCGGAUGAGUUAGCGGCCACCUCGGUGCGGUGUGUUCAAGCUGUUGGUGCAGCGAUUGGCCCGCUGCGUCUCCUCAUGCUGGGUUUACGCUGCGUUCGAGCAGAGUACCUGCAACGUCUGGACGCCUGGGCCUCAGCUAUGACGGUGUCCCUCAGCGAAUCCGCUGCGCCAGCGGGCCCGCUGCUUCCGCGUUCGCCAGCCGCUCCUGACCGUGCACACACUUGGCUCCGCACACCAGAGGGCAGAUCACUCCUGAUGGAGCUGAGAUGGCUGGCGCCCGACCGCCAUACAGCAGUAAACCGGCUCCGUAGUGUAUUCCGCUCUAACCAGUCCAACGAUCGCCUGGCAGACAUUCUGACGGAGUCCGGGGUACCGAUGCGCAUUGGCGCAGUCCUGUCUUGGGGUGCUAGCCAGGCCACUUGGGCUGUAUACCGACAAGCGCUGCAGCACGGGCGCAGCCAGCAGGGACGGCAGAACCGCAACCAUGCCCCUGGUGCGGAAGGCGCACAUGCAGUAUAUAGGCUGCAAACCGAGGAAGCCGUACAACUUUGUCCAGACUGUCACUGGCUGUGGAUAGUCUCGUACAGAGCCUUUCCGUCUGCUCAGCAGCUUGACAUUCCGCCGGAUAUCAGCAGCCACAUGGACAGGGUUGCGGCAGAAUGCCUGCCCGCGGCCGGCUUUGGCAGCCCGCAGGUUGCACAGAGCCGUCAGCAACGCAUAUCGCGCUUCUUGGCCAGAUGGCUCCGGUACGAGUGGGCACAGCUCAUUCAGGCCGCUCAAGACUAUAUCCUGCGGCGGGGCAGCCUUGUGCAGGAUUUUGAGCUGAUUCUCACUCAGCUUCAACAGGUGAGCCCGGAUCUGGAGAGGAUUCGAGAGCUUCGGGAGGAGUGUGCGGCGCAACAGGCGCACGAGCACCACCUGGAGACCCUGCGGCGGCAGCUCCAGCGGCUGCAGCAGCGUCUGCAGGAGACGGAGAAGCUGGAAGAGAAAGCCCAGACAAAGGGGAGCGAGGCCUUGACAGAGGAGGAGAAGGCCAAGAUCCAGCGGCGCGGGCAGGUAGAAGCAGACAUUGAGCGCGUCACACAUGAGCUCGGCAUGGACACCGGCUCCCAGGAGGAGGAUGAAGAAGAUCCUCAGGAGGAGCGGGAUCAGGAAAUAGCUCGUCACAGACGCGAGAAGGAGCGCAUCCAGAGGAGGCACCACGAAGACAAGCGUGCGAUGCAGAAGGAGCGGCGACAAAAUCGCGAAAGGAAAUUCUCCGAGUGA
Symbiodinium necroappetens is the source of this 1386-nucleotide messenger RNA. The record is from the annotation of a GenBank genome assembly. Lineage: Eukaryota; Dinophyceae; Suessiales; Symbiodiniaceae.